AUGACUCCCGUCCGCCUGCUGCGCUCGUGCGUUGAGACCCUCGUAGGCUUCCUGCUCUGGCCAGCGUUCUUCUCGAUUAUCUCUCCGUUCCUCGUUGCCGUUCUCUCGCCAUGGAUCGCGCUCGGCCUCUGCAGCUCAGACACCGCUGUCGGCGUGCCUCCCAGCCUCCUCGCCUGGCGUCGCCUACCAUACCUGAUCCUUCCGAUGGUGCUCGUCGACCUGCCGAUUGCCGUCUUCUGCAUAGCGACAUUUCUGAUCGAGUUACUGCUCUUCCGGAAUCCGUUCAUCCUCGCCAUCUGCAGCCUCUGCCGGCGCGCCUCACUCCCCAAUCGCGAGCCAGCGCCUCCCGAUUCCGAAGCCGGUCUUGACGUCCGCGAACGGUCGCGCUCAAACACCAACGACGGCGCCCGCUACCGACGGCACACCUCCAUCUGGGCAGCCCUCGAGGGCGACGGCGACAAGGUCCGGCCGGGAGAUGUGCGGCUGAUCAGUCUGAACUGGCUCAUGGCGCUGGCAGAGAGGGGUGGCGUGCUCCCGCGGCGGCAGGAGCUACCAGAGGAGGCCUUCUUAAGCUCUGCUCAGCUGAGGCGGAUCGAGCAAGGCGCCAGGCGCGGCUUCAACCUCUCCGGCGUUGAGGAGGCCAACGAGCGCUUGGGCGAGGAGCCCUCCAUCUCGUCCUUGUUCGCCUUUGUUGCGAGCUAUUGCGGCCGCAAGCGCAACCCCGACGGGCUGCUCCCGAUCAUAUCCGUCUCCUACUGCUGGCUCGAGGCGGCACAUCCCGAUCGUGAGGGCCGCCAGCUCCAGCUGCUCUCCCGCAAGCUGCGGGGCCUCUACGGCGGGCGCGGCCUGCUCGGCGCGUGCCGCGAGUACGGCUUCGCCGACAUGGGCGUGUUUCUGGACUGGUGCUCGGGCUACCAGAAGGACCCGUUGCUGUUUGCCGAGAGGCCGCGUGAGUAUGAGGCGAGCCGGUCGGGCGAGGAGAAGGCCGCCUUCGGCCGCAUGCUGGAAAACACGAUGGACCUCUGGUACGCGCACCGCUCGGUCACCGUCGUGCUGCUCACGCAGCUGCCGGACGAGCUGCCCGCCGGCUUUGACCGGAGCCGGACCUACGACACUCGCGGCUGGACGACAUUCGAGCGGUGCUCGGCAGAGCUGGGUGCAAAGCCCGCCUCGCUGGGCUUUGCCAAGUGGAAGCUCGUCAUCGACGUCGCCAACGACGACGGCGGCGCUCAGCGGCGGCUCCCCGCGACUCCGGAGCGCAUGGCGACGCUGCUCGCCGCUUGCCGCUUCACCAACGGCGCCGACUCGGCGGCCGUGCUGGCGCUCUACGAAAUGACGGCGAACGCCGUGCUGGGCACGGUCGAGAAGCUCAACUACAUGGGUUUGCCGCUCGUGCGUGGCGACGCGUGGACUAGCCCGGCGCUGCUGGCGGAGGCGCUAAACUAUUGCGAGAGCCUCCGGCACCUCGUCAUACUUGGGACUCGCCUUGACGACGAGGGCGUGGCGGAGCUUGCGGCGGGGCUUGAGGACAGCUCGCUCCCGGCACUCGUGACCCUCUCCGUGGCGCACAACCGCUUCGGCGCGCGCGGCGUCGGCUCGCUCUGUGACGUGUUCCAUCGCGGCGUGGCGCCGACGCUGCAGAUGCUCGACGUCGUGUUGACGCCCAUCGGCGACGAGGGAGCAGUGGCGCUAGCUGCUGCGCUGGCGAUGGGCAAGCCGUACCAUGCGCUGGUCUUGGCUCACUGCGACGUGGGCGACGAGGGUGCGAUGGCACUCGCGGCUGCCCUCCCGGCCACGGGUCAGGGAUGUCGCGUGAUCGCCCCGUUCAACAGGAUUGGCCUCGCGGGCCAGGCUGCACUGCUAGAGGCGCUCGAGGCGAAGCACGGGCCACAGCCAGGGCAUGCGAUGGUGGUGAUGCAGGUGAACUUGCUUCCCUGGUCGACCCCGCUCAUGCGGGUGUGGGGGCGAGGCUGGCGCCGUGUGACCGAGAGCGGCCGAUUCAUCAUAUAA
Molecule: messenger RNA, 2010 nt
Organism: Emiliania huxleyi CCMP1516
Lineage: Eukaryota; Haptophyta; Isochrysidales; Noelaerhabdaceae
Exons: 3
Coding region: 1-2010 (669 amino acids)
Biological process (GO): activation of GTPase activity; nucleocytoplasmic transport
Cellular component (GO): nucleus; cytosol; perinuclear region of cytoplasm
Molecular function (GO): small GTPase binding; GTPase activator activity
Source: RefSeq, a predicted model, not a curated record